Molecule: messenger RNA, 2527 nt
Organism: Lemur catta (Ring-tailed lemur)
Lineage: Eukaryota; Metazoa; Chordata; Mammalia; Primates; Lemuridae
Gene: CXCR2
Product: C-X-C motif chemokine receptor 2
Exons: 2
Coding region: 389-1264 (291 amino acids)
Biological process (GO): G protein-coupled receptor signaling pathway; neutrophil chemotaxis; immune response
Cellular component (GO): membrane
Molecular function (GO): C-X-C chemokine receptor activity; interleukin-8 binding
Source: RefSeq, a predicted model, not a curated record
GGCUCCUCCAGAAGCCAUUAGACAGAAAGGCGUGAAAACCCCAGAGCUCAUCCCAGAGUCAUUCAGGUGGGACCUUGGCCUGGGGUCAGAGUCCCAGGACAGACCUCCUUGUUCCUCUGAGGGAACACCUCCCCCUGGAUUUCCCUCUCGCAGCCCAGGCAGAAGUUUCGACACGUCUGCUUCACUUUUUUCCUGUCGAAGAGCUCUGACCACCACCAAGCCUUGGGUCACAGCGUGGAUAGCAGCGAUCACUCUAAUCACAACAGCAGCUGUAGCAGCAGCAGAUUCUGCCCCAUGCCGGCCAGAAUCCCUAGAAAUCAACAAGUAUGCCGUGGUCAUCAUCUAUGCCCUGGUGUUCCUGCUGAGCCUGCUGGGAAACUCCCUGGUGAUGCUGGUCGUCUUGUACAGCCGUGUCAGCCGCUCCGUCACCGACGUCUACCUGCUGAACCUGGCCAUGGCCGACCUGCUCUUCGCCCUGACCUUGCCCAUCUGGGCCGCCUCCAAGGUGAAUGGUUGGAUUUUUGGCACAGCCCUGUGCAAGCUGGUGUCACUUCUAAAGGAGGUCAACUUCUACAGUGGAAUUCUCCUGCUGGCCUGCAUCAGCGUGGACCGCUACAUGGCCAUUGUCCACGCCACACGCACUCUCACUCAGAAGCGCCACUUGGUCAAGUUCAUAUGUCUGGGCAUGUGGGCCCUGUCCCUGUGCCUGUCUCUCCCCAUCAUAAUUUUCCGUAGGGCCAUCUACCCACCCUCCGCCAGUCCAGUCUGCUACGAGGACAUAGGCAACAGUACAGCCACGUGGCGGAUGGUGCUUCGAAUCCUGCCCCAGACUUUUGGUUUUAUCUUGCCCCUGAUGGUCAUGCUGUUCUGCUACGGAUUCACCCUGCGCACACUGGUUAAGGCCCACAUGGGGCAGAAGCACCGGGCCAUGCGGGUCAUCUUUGCUGUGGUCCUCAUCUUCCUGCUCUGCUGGCUGCCCUACCACCUGGUCCUGCUCGCUGACACCCUCAUGAGGACACAGAUGAUUGCAGACUCCUGUGAGCGCCGCAGUGACAUUGACCGGGCCCUGGAAGCCACCGAGAUUCUGGGCUUCCUCCACAGCUGCCUCAACCCUGUCAUCUACGCCUUCAUUGGCCAAAAGUUUCGCCAUGGACUCCUCAAGAUCCUGGCCACCCGUGGCCUGAUCAGCAAGGACUUCUUGCCCAAGGACAGCAGGCCUUCCUUCGCUGGCUCUUCUUCAGGGAACACGUCCACUACCCUCUGAGACUCCUGCCUCAGUGCAGCCCCUCGGGGUUCCUCCCUUCCCCUCAGCAUCCCAUUCUAAGCCCCACGUCCACUGGCUGUUCAUGGUGUGAGUGUCACUGCAGCCCCCAUUGUGGUUGCAGGAAGGGGCAGAGCCCACAUCCUUACCAGGCCCCCACUGCAUGGUUUAGAAAACCUGCCCUGGUCCCCACCCCCUGCCAUCAUCACUAGGCCAGCGCUAGAGCUCUGUCCAUCCUGCCACUGGCCACACACUCUGCUCUGUAAGAAGUGCUCGUCAAAACCCCAAUGAGAUGCCACGUCACACUCACUAGGAUGGCUCUUGUCAAAAGAAGAAAACCAUGAAAUCACAAGUGUAGAGAAACGGAACCCUUGUCCAUAGCUAAUAGGAAUGUAAAAUGAUGCAGUCACUGCAGGAAACAGGAUGACAGCUUUCCUCAAACAUUAACUGUACAACCACCACAUGACCCAGCAAUUCCACUUCUAGGACUAUACCCACGAGAAUUUAAAGCAAGGACUGGAACAGAUAUUUAUAGGCCCAUGUUCAUAGCAGCAUUACUCACAAGAGCCAAAAGGUGGAAAUAACUCAAAUGGUCAUCAAUGAAUCAAAGGAUAAACAAAAGGUGGUAUAUACACACAACGAAAUAUCAUUCAAGAAAAAGGAGGAUAUGAACGAUAUGCCCAGAAGACUGAGGCAGAGACUGAGUUGCACUUACGGGAACUCUUAUAUUUAUCCCUAUCUCUUCCAAUCCCUGUCUUUCCCUCUCUCUCUCUCUCUCUCAUAAAGGAAUGAAUUACUGAUGCGUGUUACAACGUGGAUGAACCUUGAAAACAUUGUGCUAAGUGAAAUAAAUCAGACAUAAAUGGAAAAAUAUCAUAUGAUUCUGCUCAUAAGAGGUAUUUAGAAUAGACAAAUUCACAGAGAUAGAAAGUGGAAUAGUGUUUCCCAGGGGAUGGGGUCAGGGGAGAGUGGGGAAUUAUUGUUUAAAGGGUACAGAGUUUAUGUUUUGGAUGAUGAAAAAGUUCUGAAUAUGAACAGUUGUGAUAGUUACACAACGUAGUGAAAGUGCUUAAUGGCAGUAAACCAUAUAACUAAAAAUCAUUAACUUGGUAAAGUUUGUAAAAUAGAUUUUUUUACCUCAAUUAAAAAAACAAACAAACAAAAAAAAAAACCUGGACCUCAAAAGGGACUUUAACCACUGAACCAACGGAAAAGCCAACUACCUAUAAUUUCAUGUUAAGUGAGAUCAUUAAAUACCUUUUUUUG